Messenger RNA from Punica granatum (pomegranate), 2148 nucleotides. Lineage: Eukaryota; Viridiplantae; Streptophyta; Magnoliopsida; Myrtales; Lythraceae. The record is from RefSeq and is a predicted model, not a curated record.
AUGGUUCUUGCCAAGAUGAUGAGAGCAUGUAACAUUGAUGCUGGUAAUGAUGAUGACUGGACUGAAGAGGGAACUGAUACUGAAUAUUUCAGUGAUUAUGUUGAUUCAGACAAUGAGGUGGUCACUCAUAACAAUAGUGGAGAUGAAGGACGGAAGAAAAGGAAAAGGGGGAAGAAAAGGUACAUAACUUUUAAUCCCAACACACCCAUUAAUGAGGUCGAGUUUUCAAAGAAUUUGAUAUUUGAGGGCCCUGAUCAGUUCAAGAAAGUCGUGCAAGGCUAUGCCAUUUUCCAAGGGUUUAACAUACUCUGGAAAAGGACAGGCGAUAAGAAGAUUGAGGCUACUUGCAAGAAUAAAGAAUGCGCAUGGAGAAUCUAUGGUAGUUGGACUUUUAAGAAAGAAGGCUUUGCUGUGAAGAAACUCGAGGGGAAUCACGUGAAUGUGCAAUUAGGAAUCACCGUUACUAAGACUACAUGUUACAAAGCUAGAUCUCUGGCAUGUAAAAAGAUUCUUGGGACUUUAGAAGAGCAUUAUAACUUGCUGCCCUCUUACAUAGCUGAGUUGAAAAAAGUGAAUAGAACGAGCACAUUUGAGGUUGUGCUCGAUAGAGGGAGUCCUGAUGGUGCAGUCAGAUUUAAGAGGUUCUAUGUAUGUUUUGAUAGCUUGAGAAAGGGAUUUUUAGAGGGCUGUAGAUCAGUAAUCGGGUUGGAUGGCUGUUUUCUAAAAUCUAAGUUAGGGGGCCAACUGUUAAGUGCUGUAGGUAGAGACGGGAACAAUCAAAUGUUCCCAUUUGCAUGGGCAGUGGUGGAAGGAGAGAAUGAGAAUUCCUGGAGAUGGUUUCUUGAUCUUUUAAUGAAAGAUUUGGGAAUUAAGGAUGGAUAUAGGUGGACAAUCAUCAGUGAUCAGCAAAAAGGGCUUGAGAAGGCAGUAAAGGUACUUCUACCUCAUGUAGAGCAUAGAAACUGUGCUCGACAUAUUUAUGCUAAUUGGAAAAAAAAUAAUGGCGGUGUGGCUCUGAAGUCCCUUUUCUGGAGAGCAGUCAUGUGCACAACUGAGGUUGAAUUUUUCAGGAUAAUGGAAGAGAUGAGAGCAGUAUCAGUGAAGGCAUGUGAUCAGUUUAUGCAGGUAGGUCCUCAGAAGUUUUGUAGAGCUUUUAUUAGUGAAUGGAAUAAAUGUGAAAUUGUUCACAACAACAUAUGUGAGUGCUUUAAUGCCUAUAUUUUGCAAGCAAGGGCUAAACCAUUGAUAGAUAUGUUGGAAGAUAUUAGAACUAGAUUGAUGAAAAUGAUGGCUGAGAAGAAGCAAUUGGUGAUUGGGUCUACUGAUGAGUUAUGCCCAAGGGUGAAAAAGAAAGUUGAGGAGGCUAGGGAACUAAGUUGGCGUUGCACCAUUGUAUAUGUUGGAGAAUCAAAAUUUCAGGUUGCUGAUCUUGGGGAAGGUUAUGUAGUUGAUUUAAAGAGAAUGACAUGUACUUGUAGAAGGUGGAACCUCAAUGGCAUUCCUUGUCUACACGCAAUGGGUUGCAUUGUUUAUUGGAACAGAGAAGAACCUCAGAAGUAUGUGCAUGAGUACUUUAAAAGAGAGAUGUACUUGAAAGCAUAUGAACAACCACUUGAACCCCCAAAUGGUAAGAACUUGUGGGCUAAAGUACAAGAUCCACCAGCGUUGCCUCCACAAGUGAGAAAAAUGCCAGGAAGGCCAAAGAAUUCUCGAAACAAAGAUGCCAGUGAAAAAGAACUUACAAGAAAAAGAAGCAACAAGAAAGAAAAUAACCAAGCUAAACUUUCCACAACUCAUAAAAGGAGAGGUAGAAAAAAAAAGAUAGCCAAGCUGAAUCUUUCACAACUCAGGAGCAAUAUUGAGCCAGGAGACAUGAGUCAACAUUCUAUGGACGAGGUGAUUACACAAGACCAACAACGUCCUGUUGUACCAGAGGUUCCUUCUGCUAGACCUGGUUGUGUUUCUGAUAUUAGACCACCAAAGUUACAGGCAAAAAGGAAACAAAUUGCACCAACUCUUAAGGCACAAAUAUCUAAAGAAAUUGCUCUAGCUAAGAAAGGUUGUGGAAAGGUUGUGGAGUCCUUACUGCAGAUAAUGAUGCCUGAUCAACCAGUGAGGAUCUCUUAUAUCGGCGAGUAUGGAGGGUAG